GAAGUUUUUCGGAAGAAUUUCAAGUUUUCCGGAAGAAUUUUUAAGUUUUCCGGAAGAAUUCCAAGUUUUCCGGAAGAAUUUCAAGUUUCCCGGAAGAAUUUUAAGUUUUUAAACCCCUAGUCUCGACGAUAUGGAGCAGCAGGCCACCCUGGUCGCGGCGCUCGCCGCCCUGCUCGCGUCGUUCGCGUCGGCCGGCCAGCUCGACACCGUCACCUUCGAGUACACGGAGCCGCUGAGCGGGCGGCCUCUGCCCCCGGCGCCGCCGCGGCCCCAGCCCAUGCUGGUGCAGGGCACGCUGCAGACCGGCGGCCCGCACCGGCAGCCGGCCGAGCAGCCCAGCCUGGGCUUCGGCCCGUUGCCCUGCGACUGCAGCGGCGACGACAUCGGCUGCGGCUGCUGCGCCGGCCUCAGCAUGUCCUACUUCAACUGGCACCGCCGGGCCUGCUUCAAUCUGACGUACGACCCGUACGAGUUCGCCUUCGGCGUCAACCUCCUUAUGGACGGCAAGUCGGUGUUCAAGAGGAGCAUAUCCGGGAAGAACCCGCCGCCGGUGUGCGUGCCCAUCCCCACGCCGCUGCCGGUGCUGCCCACCGUCGACUUCUGCGUGCGCAUGUUCAACGUGUUCACGCCGCCGCCGGGCCUCAACCUGCACGCCUGCAUGAACUUCGAGACGCGUAUCUCGCGCGCGCCCGUGCUCGUGCUCGAGUUCGACUGCCUGCGCCUCGGCUCGGCCGGCGCGUUCCUGCUCAAGCCCGAGGACUACGGCGAGGUGCCCGAGCCAACGACGGCGCCGGAGGAGGGCAGCGGCGGCGGCCAGGAGGGCGAGGACGAGUACGACGAGGUCACCGAGGACCGCAGGAAGGACAACGCCACCGAGGCGCCCGCCUGGACCACUUGACCCAUGCGGGUUGACCUCGGUACUCCUCUCCAUUCACUGGAACUAUAGCUUCCGGAUUUUUAGACGUCCGCACGAAAAUAAAGAAUUAGCUAAAAUAGCUAAUAAUACAUGUGCUAAGUUGGCCUUGGCUCACAAAUAUUAGCUCGCUUAGCUUUCACAACUAGUUCCUUUUUAUUUCUAGUCAACUUUUAUUAUCGCUAUUAUUUUUCUCUUUCUCUUAGCUAAUAUAAUUAGCUAUAGCAAAUGCAUUAGCCAUUUUAGCCAAUUCUUUUUUUUUUAAUUUAUUUUCCACGGAGGGCCGGUCUGCCCAUAAGUUUGGACGCACUUCAAAUGUCCCGCACCGUGCGCCUCACGCCUCCCUCUCAAACAAACACACGUUGCGGGCAAAUAGCGACCG
Molecule: messenger RNA, 1295 nt
Organism: Frankliniella occidentalis (western flower thrips)
Lineage: Eukaryota; Metazoa; Arthropoda; Insecta; Thysanoptera; Thripidae
Exons: 3
Coding region: 131-898 (255 amino acids)
Source: RefSeq, a predicted model, not a curated record